Homo sapiens (human) is the source of this 3137-nucleotide messenger RNA. RefSeq names its product C-type lectin domain containing 20A (gene CLEC20A). Lineage: Eukaryota; Metazoa; Chordata; Mammalia; Primates; Hominidae. The transcript has 6 exons. The record is from RefSeq and is a predicted model, not a curated record. Bases 1084 to 2394 code for a protein of 436 amino acids.
UCAAUUAUGCGGGCCACAGCCAGUCAUUAAAAAAAUAAGCAGAAUGCUUUUCUCAGUGACAGGAAGCAUCCUCCCCUACGGUGGGUGUGAGGAGCUUGUUCUCCUUGGCAAGUGCCUCCUCAGCCCUGGCCCCUGGCUUCCAUGCCACGGCCUGUGCCCAGCUCUCCAGUCUCAUUCUCCUCUCCUGGGGCAUUUAGCUUGAAGGGUUCCUUGUGGCCCAGACCCCCAAGGUCCCAGCACCAAGCCCUUCAUUCUUCUCUGCCUCCCUCCAUAGGCAGGGCCUGGGCAGACAGAGCAGCCCUGGACCAACCACAUUUACUGGGACCAAGAGGGUGGAGUCAAGGAAGGAAGGAACACAGAUCUUGGGGCUUGGGUUGGCUUCCUGGGAGACGUUUGAUUUGCUCAUUAGUUCCUCCCUCUCUUUCCUUCCUCCCUCCCUCCCUUCCUUCCUUCCUUCUUUCCUUCCCUUCUCUUCCUUCCUUUUCAAUACAUUGAGCCCUUGUGAUGUGGCUGGCAUCAUGCUGGGCCCUGGGAAUAUAAUGAAUGAGGCUCGUUCUUUGCUCCUAAGUUGCCUAUACCAGGUGAUACAGACAGACAAGCAAAAAGGUCUCUUCCCUAAAAGCUUUUAAAAAAUCCUGAUGCUAGUCCCAGCAGCAGAUCUUUGCUUUAGGGUGGGCCUGGAAAUUGGUAUAUUUGAAAAGCUUCCUAGGUGACUCCAGCUUGCAGCUCUGGUUAUGAGCCCCAGAUGGAGGGGCAGUGCCCUGCCAUGGAUAUGGGCCUGGAGCUGAGAGCCUGCCCAGGGUACUUGAGUCUGGGCUGUAUUCCUUCCCACUGAGUGACCUUGGCUGUGCCUCUUUAACUCUCUGUGACUUGGUUCCUUCAUUUGUAAAACAGAGUGCUAUCUUAGGCAGCUGGAAGAAUUCCUUGAGCUGAUGGCACAUGGCGGGUGCUCAGCAAGCAUUGUCUAUUGUUAUCAAGCACUAACAAAGGUGCACUGCAGCAUGUAGGAAAGGCACCUCACCUUUUCUGUAGAAAGGAUGGGGCAGAAGAGUGAGGAGUUAGCUGGGCAAAGGGACUGGGGAGAUGAGGGAAUGGGAGAAUAGGAAUCGUGGAUUGAGGGAGCUGGAGGAGGUGGCCGGCUCUUCAAGAACAAGAGAACAGCUUGUGCCAAGGCUGGGAGGUAGAGCUGGAUAUGACUGGUGGGCCAGCGGCGAAGUGCAGAGUGGGCGGGAAGAGGCUGGGGAGGCCCACCCGAGUGUGGCUGAAAGCUCUUUGAGGACUAGGGGCUGGGGUGGGGACAGCCAUGCUAUGACAGCCUCUCCUGUUCCAGCCCUGCAGCUGGUGAGCAGUAAGAGGGACUUGGUUCUGGUGAAGGAGGCGCUGAGCUGGUACGACGCCCAGCAGCACUGCCGGCUGCACUACACAGACCUCGCUGACCUGCAGCCAAGUGGCCUGUGGAAGCUCUACUCCCUCAUGACCAGCACCCCGGCUUGGAUUGGCCUCUUCUUCGACGCAAGCACUUCUGGCCUGAGAUGGUCCAGCGGCUCCACCUUCACAGCCCUGGAGUGGGGCCAGAAGCUACCUGAAUUUGGGGUGGGCUUCUGUGCCACGCUGUACACUUGGCUGAAAUUACCCAGCAUAGGGGCUGCCUCCUGCACAGCCCAGAAGCCCUUCCUCUGCUACUGUGACCCUGACGUCGGGCACCUCAUCUCCACGAAGCCCUCUCUCAGCCUGACCACCUCUCCAAAGCCAGCUGUGGUCCAGAUCAGUGGUCAGACCUUCAUGCGAUUUGACCAAGUGAUGACAUGGUCCUCGGCCCUGCUGUACUGCCGCAGCCACCACACGGAUCUGGCCGACCUGCAGAUGGUGACGGAUGAGACAGGCAAGGAGGCCUUGAGAUCCAUCAUGAGUGAGACUGAAGCCUGGAUUGGCCUCUACCUCAAUGCAAACUCCGGAUCUCUGAGCUGGUCCAGUGACCUGGGGGCCAGCAUCCCCUCCUGGCUGCAGGUGCCGAUGAUGGUGAGAGGACUGUGCACAGCUCUUGGCAUCUAUAUGACCUACUCCCCAAAAGUGUACUCAGUGAACUGCUCUUCCCUGCUGCCCUUCUUCUGCUUCUAUGCUGUGGCCAGUGUAGGGAGUGGCACUGAUAGAAGAGAUACAGCUGCUGCCACGGAGGCCCAACAUCUGAGUUCAGAAUCUAAAGAAAAAACAUCAGCACAAAAAUCAGGGCACCCUUUUGGAAUCUUGAAAGCAGACUUUACCAUCUCAACUCUGAUGGACCCAGAAGAGAUGAAAGACCAAUUUCUGAGACAGAUCCAGGAAGUCUUAAAGCUUACAUUAGGUCACGAACAAUUUAGACUGAAAUGGGUCAGCUUCGAAGUGAACAAAAAAUAGCACAAUUCUUGGAUAUGCAGUUUCUGUUUCAUGCAAUCUUCUCUGGAUUUUGAGUAAAUUUUAAUUUUUUAAUCCCUAGUAGAACAAGAUUAGGAAGAACUCGACAUGUGCCAAAAAGCACAGACCUACAACUAACACAAAACAAGACUACACAUGAAACCUGCAUCCCUGGAUUUUACAGAAUGAAACAGGGAUGCAGGAGAAGAUGGGUGUAUUUGGGAACAAUCAUGUUGGGAAUGACAAAUGAACUUCUAUUAAGAAAUUAAAAUAAAAAACCUGAACCAAACAUCAAAAAUCCUGAAAACAAACCCCAUUAAUCUAACUGGAAAAUUACAAGAGGAUGGUAGUGGUCUAGGAAGCUAAGUGGGGCUACAUUUCCUAAUAAACCAGAUGAAACUUUCUUUACCUGUCACAAGUUAUUAAAGAGAUUUCAAAUUCUGCAGAAUUCGAAAGUAACAGUUUUAUCACAAUACAUGCUAAUGCUAGUUAUUUUUCCUAAAUUGAAAUCUUAUUACAUGGAAGUUGGGAAAUUCUAGGACAGACUGUUCUUAAUGUUAAAAUAUAUUUUUAGAAGAAUAUUCCGGCAUACAUUUCCUUUCUUGUUUCUCUUCAAGUGUCCUAGUCACCCAGGUGCAUGCUAGAAGACAGCAAUAUGUCAAAUAUAGUAGCAACUUUAGUCUGAAAUGUUUAAAGUUAAAGUUUAUUUGUAUUCUUUGUAGGAAUAUCAAUAAAAGACCUCAAAC